CUCGGAAGCUCGGCUGACGCUGCCUGGCGCUGGAACCAGGAAGGCGGUGAGCUUAAACUGAAGCAAGUUCGGGGAACGGCAUCGGCGCCGAGAUUUGAAGGAACGUUUCUUGGUCUGUGGCGCUUGCAAGUCCACGGGAGGCGUGAGGCCGAAGGCCGCGACCCAGAAAUGGGACGCCGGUCAUCAGAUACUGAAGAAGAAAGCAGAAGCAAGAGAAAAAAGAAACACCGUAGACGGUCAUCUUCAAGUAGUUCUUCAGAUAGUAGAACAUAUAGCCGAAAGAAAGGUGGAAGGAAAUCAAGGUCAAAGUCAAGAUCUUGGUCCAGAGAUCUUCAGCCUCGCUCUCAUUCAUAUGAUAGAAGACGCAGGCAUCGAUCAAGCAGUAGCUCUUCUUAUGGCUCUAGAAGAAAACGAAGUCGAAGUCGUUCAAGGGGUCGAGGGAAAUCCUAUAGAGUUCAGAGAUCUAGGUCAAAAAGCAGAACAAGAAGGUCCCGGUCAAGACCUCGUCCACGGUCCCAUAGUCGAAGCAGUGAAAGGUCCAGUCACCGAAGAACCCGUAGUCGAUCUCGGGAUAGAGAACGACGUAAAGGCAGAGACAAGGAGAAAAGAGAAAAGGAGAAGGAUAAAUGCAAGGAUAAGGAAUUACACAACAUCAAACGUGGGGAAUCUGGAAACAUCAAAGCUGGAUUAGAACAUCUGCCACCAGCUGAACAGGCCAAAGCCAGACUACAGCUGGUUCUUGAAGCUGCUGCAAAAGCUGAUGAAGCGUUGAAAGCAAAAGAAAGAAAUGAAGAAGAAGCAAAGAGAAGAAAGGAGGAAGACCAAGCCACCCUGGUUGAACAAGUAAAAAGAGUAAAAGAAAUUGAAGCCAUUGAAAGUGAUUCUUUUGUUCAGCAGACAUUCAGAUCAAGUAAAGAAGUCAAAAAGUCCGUGGAGCCUGGUGAGGUGAAGCACGCAGCUGCGACAUCGGGACCAGCAACAGUAGUUCCUGACCCUCCCAGUAGUGAAAAAGAAAUAGACCCCAGCAGCAUCCCCACUGCCAUCAAGUACCAAGAUGACAACUCUCUGGCCCAUCCAAAUUUAUUUAUUGAGAAAGCUGAUGCUGAGGAAAAGUGGUUCAAGAGAUUAAUUGCUCUCCGACAAGAAAGGUUAAUGGGCAGUCCUGUGGCCUAAGUAAUAUAUAUAUGGUUGAAUUAACAGUAACAUUGGAAAUUUAGGUUUUUAAAUCCCAAUAUUAACUUUUUACUCUUAAAAAGCAGUUAGCUGAUUAUGUGAAAAGGUAAUAUUUCAUUCAUUUCUCAUGUAGGCUUGAAUAUUUGUUGAUUUGAACUUAAUCAAACAUUGUGAAUAUUAAAACUAGUGUAAAAUUUAACAAUGCAUGAAAAUAUCAUAUUGUUAAUAAAGUUAAUCCUAAAAAUAUCAGUGGUAAAAUAAAUGGUACACAGUAGUGUUUGAGUAAAAUUGGAAAAAUACCAAGUCGUCAUUUAAGGAUACAAUUUUGAUUAAUCAUGCAUAUGUAAGAAUCAAACUAUAUGCUAUCCAUGUGAGAUUUCAUCUUCCAUGUACUAUGAAACCAUUUUUGAAUCUUUUAUUUCACCUUAUUAUAAAAAUUUAGGCAGAAUAAAAAGCACUGUAAACAAUCUAAGUAGAAUGAGCAUGUUAAUCCUAGAGGAAAAAAAUAUUUUUUGAAAAACGUUUCUUGAAAAUUAAAUAAAUUGACUAUUUAUUGCUUAGAGAUCA
Messenger RNA from Odobenus rosmarus divergens (Pacific walrus), 1740 nucleotides. RefSeq names its product arginine/serine-rich coiled-coil 1 (gene RSRC1). Bases 169 to 1173 code for a protein of 334 amino acids. The transcript is spliced from 10 exons. The record is from RefSeq and is a predicted model, not a curated record. Lineage: Eukaryota; Metazoa; Chordata; Mammalia; Carnivora; Odobenidae. Gene Ontology annotation, biological process: alternative mRNA splicing, via spliceosome. Gene Ontology annotation, cellular component: cytoplasm; nucleus.